AUGUCGACUCGACCCCAACCGAACAACAUUCCUCCCGAUGCCGACCUUGCAAUUCCCUUCCUUGACCGAGUUCUCGUCGACAGUCCCUUUCCACCCAUAGCGAUCCUUCUGCCCAGACCCUUUGCCCACUACGACAACGACAUAAAACUUGAAGUCACUGCAGUGACAACCACAAAGGAUAUCCACGCCAUCAAACGCGAAGUCGAACGAUACCGAUUCGGCCUUUCACCAGCUUAUAGACCUGAUGACAGAGUCUACCUGGCCAUGGACAUGUACGGUUUCGGACUUCCCGCCGCAGGAAUCUGGCGCUUCCAGAUCAAGGGUUACUCUUGGAUCGACCGCAAGCGCACCGAGGUCCUGAGCAUUAUCCAUGAUGAGGUCACAGAGGCGCCUGCGGAGCCCCGUCGCCCACGUGGAAGACCGAGGAAGGUCCGUGUCGAUGCCGACUCUGGAGAGCAUGACGACAUGGUUGACGUCGACAACGACGGAUACAUGGAAGAUGUCGACAUGGAGAUGGAUAAGGCAGAGAACGCCGAAGGCUGCGAGUUGAGCCUGGCUUCUUUUUUAGCGCAGGAUGAGGACGACAAUGUUAACUACAUUGAUUACUAUGGAGAGAACCCCACCGAUGCCAAGUUCGGGAUUGGCAACGGGGCUGACGACAUGGACGCUGUGCAAGAUGAUCAAGAUGACAACCUCAUGUUGGUGUGUGAAAGUGAAGAUGAUGCUGUGCAGCAUGAACGGCCGCACGUCGACAUGAAGAAAAUACCUGCCUCCUGC
Neurospora hispaniola is the source of this 777-nucleotide messenger RNA. RefSeq lists its product as uncharacterized. NCBI's taxonomy places the organism in Eukaryota, Fungi, Ascomycota, Sordariomycetes, Sordariales, Sordariaceae. The transcript has 2 exons. The annotation marks the transcript as partial. The record is from RefSeq and is a predicted model, not a curated record.